Malus domestica (apple) is the source of this 555-nucleotide messenger RNA. The record is from RefSeq and is a predicted model, not a curated record. NCBI's taxonomy places the organism in Eukaryota, Viridiplantae, Streptophyta, Magnoliopsida, Rosales, Rosaceae.
AUGAUGCCUGCUCUGCCGAAAUUUCUUCUUGAUUCGUCUGGUAAUCACACUUCUACUUUGAAUCCUCAAUAUGUUACGUGGUUUAAGAAUGAUCAGAACAUUUUCAUUUGGAUUAGUUCUACACUCUCAGAUGCUCUUAUUCCAUACACUAUUGGAGUAAAUUCGGCUCGUGAGCUAUGGUCGAAAUUGGAAUCAUGCCUCGCAACUGCAUCGCAAUCACACAUUCACAAGCUUUGUUCUUAUCUUCGUAACAUCACGAAGGGUGAUUCUAUGUUUUGGCUUGGUUCUACCAUUAUUGAUAAACUUAAUGGUCUUCUUUUGAGCAAAGAGCUUAAGUUAACUACUUGCAAGAAAGCCUCUUCGUCGACACGAAUUCAGGCCUUUAAUUCUUUUGUUGGUCUUCUUCCCACACCGAUUGGUGAUUUUGGUUCACAUGCAUUCUUUACUCAGAGUGGAUCUAACUUGAAUUCCUAUGGUUCUCAACAGCGCGGCAAUUUUUCCAACCUUGGGCACUAUAAUAACCGUGAUACUCAGAGGAAUUAUCAAGGCUUUUAG